This is a messenger RNA of Condylostylus longicornis, 696 nucleotides long. Its product is annotated as dolichyl-phosphate beta-glucosyltransferase-like. The record is from RefSeq and is a predicted model, not a curated record. Gene Ontology annotation, cellular component: endoplasmic reticulum membrane. Lineage: Eukaryota; Metazoa; Arthropoda; Insecta; Diptera; Dolichopodidae. The coding region runs from base 1 to 696 and encodes 231 amino acids. The transcript is spliced from 6 exons.
AUGGCCCCGCGUCUCGAUCCAGAAGGUCGCGAAUCACUCGAAGGCUCCAUUAAAUGGAACUCGGACAAUCUGGAUGUGGCAACGUUACUGAACCAGCUCUAUGAGCCUUCAUCCAAAGUAUCAUCAUCGAAAAGUCAACCAGUUUAUCUUUAUCUGAGCGUCAUCAUUCCAGCGUAUAAUGAAGCAGAGAGAUUGCCAGCGAGUCUUCCAUCGACAAUCGCGUAUCUCAGCCAGCGAGCGCGAGCGGGUUCGACAUUCCGAUAUGAGAUUAUCAUCGUUGAUGAUGGAAGCUCUGAUGAAACAGGGAAGGGAUUUGCGACACGAAUAGGGGCUCAAUGCUCUCGUGGAGAUUAUAUUCUUAUGGCUGACGCAGAUGGUGCAACAUUAUUCUCAGACUUGGGAAAACUAGAAACAGCUUUGUUGUGUGGAGACCAUGACACUCAGUGCGGAUUCAAACUCUUUUCUCGGAAAUCCGCUCGCUCUUUGUUCCCGUCACUUCACAUAAAUCGAUGGGCUUUUGAUGUUGAACUGAUAGUCCUAGCGUCCAUAUUUAAUUACCGUAUUGCAGAAAUUCCAGUUGACUGGCGGGAAAUUCCAGGAUCAAAGCUGCAGCCAAUUGCUGCAGCAGUCCAGAUGGCUCGGGAUUUGGUCACAAUACGGCUCUGCUACUCGCUAGGGAUAUGGAAGGCAAAGUGA